GAAAUGCCAUUUUUUUUGGAUUUUGAAGGCUACAGAUCACGGAUUCGGCCUGAGACUGUUAUUCAACGAUGACUAAGUCCAUUAAGCACUGAUUUGAGCGGAUUUAUUACCGGUCAAUUUUUGGCAGAUUGCAAAGGGGUACCAUCACAGAUUUUGGGCGAUUUUUCCAAAAUGUCAUUUUCUUUCUAUUCUAGAGGCUAAAGUUCACGAAAUCAGGCCGAGGCUAUUCUCCACCGAUAAUGAAGUCUAUUGAUCCUAUUCUCCACAGAUGAUAAGUCCAUUAAUCACCGAUUUGGGCCAAUUUAUUUUCGGAUGGCAUUUUCGUAAUUUUUUGGGUGUCGAAAUGCCAUUUUAUUUAGAUUUUGAAGGCUACAGAUCACGGAUUCGCCGUGAAACUAUUCUUCAUCGAUGACUAAGUCCAUUAAGCACAGAUUUGGGCAUAUUUAUUCCGGGUCAAUUUUUGGCAGAUAGCAAAGGGGUACCAUCACAUAUUUUGGGCGAUUUUUCGGAAAUGCCAUUUUCUUUCGAUUCUGGGGGCUACAAAUCACGAAAUCAGGCCGAGGCUAUUCUCCACCGAUAAUGAAGUGUAUUGAUUCUAUUCUCCACGGAUGAUAAGUCCAUCAAACACCGAUUUGGGCCAAUUUAUUUUAGGAUGGCAUUUUCGUAAAUUUGUGGGCGUCGAAAUGCCAUUUUCUUUGGAUUUUAAAGGCUACAGAUCACGGAUUCGUCCUGAGACUAUUCUACAACGAUGACUAAGUCCAUUAAGCAGCGAUUUGGGCGGAUUUAUUCCGGGUCAAUUUUUGGCAGAUUGCAAAGGGUACCAUCGAAGAUUUUGUGCGAUUUUUCCGAAAUGCCAUUUUCUUUCGAUUCUGGAGGCUACAGAUCACGAAAUCAGGCCGAGGCUAUUCUCCACCGAUAAUAAAGUCUAUUGAUCCUAUUCUCCACGGAUGAUAAGUCCAUUAAACACCGAUUUGGGCUAAUUUAUUUUCGGAUGGCAUUUUCGUAAUUUUGUGGGCGUCGAAAUGUCAUUUUCUUUGGAUUUUGAAGGCUACAGAUCACAGAUUCGGCCUGACACUAUUCUUCAACGAUGACUAAGUCCAUUAAGAACCGAUUUGGGCAGAUUUAUUCAGGGUCAAUUUUUGGCAGAUUGCUAAGUGGAACCAUCACUGAUUUUGGGCGAUUUUUUCGAAAUGCCAUUUUCUUUCGAUUCUGGAGGAUACAAAUCACAAAAUCAGGCCGAGGCUAUUCUCCACCGAUAAUAAAGUCUAUUUAUCCUAUUCUCAACGGAUUAUAAAUCCAUUAAACACCGAUUUGGGCAAAUUUAUUUUGGAAUGGCAUUUUCUUAAUUUUUUUGGCGUCGAAAUGCCAUUUGCUAUAUUUUGAAGGCUACAGAUCACGGAUUCGGCUUGAGACUGUUAUUCAACGAUGACUAAGUCCAUUAAUCACCGAUUUGGGCGGAUUUAUUACGGGUCAACUUUUAGCGGAUUGCAAAGGGGUACCAUCACAGAUUUUGGGCGAUUUUUCCGAAAUGUCAUUUUCUUUCGAUUCUAGAGGCUACAGGUCACGAAAUCAGGCCGAGGCUAUUCUCCACCGAUAAUGAAGUCUAUUGAUCCUAUUCUCCACGGAUGAUAAGUCCAUUAAACACUGAUUUGGGCCAAUUUAUUUUCGGAUGGUAUUUUUGUAAUUUUGUGGGCGUCGAAAUGACAUUUUCUUUGCAUUUUGAAGGCUAUACAUCACGGAUUCGGCCUGAGACUAUUCUUCAACGAUGACUAAGUCCAUUAAGCACCGAUUUGGGCGAAUUUAUUCCGGGUCAAUUUUUGGCAGAUUGCAAAGGGGUACCACUACCAUCCCAGAUUUUGAGCGAUUUUUGUAAAAUGCCAUUUUCUUUCGAUUCUGGAGGCUACAGAUCACGAAAUCAAGCCGAGACUAUUCUCCACCGAUAAUGAAGUCUAUUGAUCCUAUUCUCUACAGAUGAUAAGUCCAUUAAACACCGAUUUGGGCCAAUUUAUUUUCGGAUGACAUUUUCAUAAUUUUGUGGGCGUCGAAUUGCCAUUUUCUUUGGAUUUUGAAGGCUACAGAUCAGGGAUUCGGCCUGAGACUAUUCUUCAACGAUGACUAAGUCUAUUUAGCACCGAUUUGGGCGGAUUUAUUUUGGGUCAAUUUUUGGCAGAUUGCAAAGUGGUACCAUCACAGAUCUUGGGCGAUUUUUCCGAAAUGCUAGUUUCUUUCGAUUCUGGAGACUACAGAUCACGAAAUCAGGCCGAGUCUAUUCUCCACCGAUAAUGAAGUCUAUUGAUCCUAUUCUCCAUGGAUGAUAAGUCCAUUAAACACCGAUUUGGGCCAAUUUAUUUUCGGAUGAUAUUUUCGUAAUUUUGUGGGCGUCGAAAUGCCAUUUUCUUUGGAUUUUGAAGGCUACAGAUCAUGGACUCGGCCUGAGACUAUUCUUCAACGAUGACUAAAUCCAUUAAGCAUCGAUUUGGGCUGAUUUAUUCCGGGUCAAUUUUUGGCAAAUUGCAAAGGGGUACAUCACAAAUUUUGGGCGAUUUUUCUGAAAUGCCAUUUUCUUUCAAUUCCGGAGGCUACAGAUCACGAAAUCAGGGCGAGGCUAUUCUCCACUGAUAAUGAAGUCUAUUGAUCCUAUUCUCCAUGGAUGAUAAGUCCAUUAAACACCGAUUUGGGCCAAUUUAUUUUCGGAUGGCAUUUUCGUAAUUUUGUGUGCGUCGAAAUGCCAUUUUCUUUGGAUUUUGAAGGCUACGGAUCACAGAUUCGCCUGAGACUAUUCUUCAACGAUGACUAUGUCCAUUAAGCACCGAUUUGGGCGGAUUUAUUCCGGGUCAAUUUUUGGCAGAUUGCAAAGGGGUACCAUCACAGAUUUUGGGCUAUUUUUCCGAAAUGUCAUUUUCUUUCGAUUCCGGAGGCUACAGAUCACGAAAUCAGGCCGAGGCUAUUCUCCACCGAUAAUGAAGUCUAUUAAUCCUAUUCUCCACGGAUGAUAAGUCCAUUAAACACCGAUUUGGGCAAUUUAUUUUCGGAUGGCAUUUUUGUAAUUUUGUAGACGUCGAAAUACCAUUUUCUUUCGAUUCUGGAGGCUACAGAUAACGAAAUCAGGCCGAGGCUAUUCUCCACCGACAAUGAAGUCUAUUGAUCCAAUUCUCCAUGGAUGAUAAGUCCAUCAAACACCGAUUUUGGCCAAAUUUUUUUCGUAUGACAUUUUCGUAAUUUUGUGAGCGUCGAAAUGCCAUUUCUUUUGAUUUUGAAGGCUACAGAUCACGGAUUCGGCCUGAGAAUAUUCUUCAACGAUGACUAAGUCCAUUAAGCACCGAUUUGAGAGGAUUUAUUCCUGGUCAAUUUUUGGCAGAUUGCGAAGGGGUACCAUAACAGAUUUUGGGCGAUUUUUCCGAAAUGCCAUUUUCUUUCGAUUCUGGAGGCUACAGAUCACGAAAUCAGACCAAGGCUAUUCUCCACCGAUAAUGAAGUCUAUUGAUCCUAUUCUCCACGGAUGAUAAGUCCAUUAAACACCGAUUUGUGACAAUUUAUUUUAGGAUGGCAUUUUCGUAAUUUUGUGGGCGUCGAAAAAUGUCAUUUUCUUUGGAUUUUGAAGGCUACAAAUCACGGAUUCGGCCUGAGACUAUUCUUCAACGAUGACUAAGACCAUUAAGCACCGAUUUGGGCGGAUUUAUUCCGAGUCAAUUUUUGGCAGAUUGCAAAGGGGUACCAUCACUGAUUCUGGGUGAUUUUUUCGAAAUGCCAUUUUCUUUCGAUUCUGGAGGAUACAGAUCACAAAAUCUGGUCGAGGUAUUCUCCACCGAUAAUGAAGUCUAUUGAUCCUAUUCUCAACGGAUGAUAAAUCCAUUAAACACCGAUUUGGGCCAAUUUAUUUUCGGAUGGCAUUUUCGUAAUUUUUUUGGCGUCGAAAUGCCAUUUUCUUUGGAUUUUGAAGGAUACAGAUCACGGAUUCGGCCUGAGAGUGUUAUUCAACGAUGACUAAGUCCAUUAAGCACCGAUUUGGGCGGAUUUAUUAUGGGUCAAUUUUUUGCAGAUUGCAAAGGGGUACCAUCAGAGAUUUUGGGCGAUUUUUCCAAAAUGUCAUUUUCUUUCGAUUCUAGAGGCUAAAUAUCACAUAAUCAGGCCUAGGCUAUUCUCCACCGAUAAUGAAGUCUAUUGAUCCUAUUCUCCACGGAUGAUAAGUCCAUCAAACACCGAUUUCGACCAAUUUAUUUUCGGAUUACAUUUUCGUAAUUUUGUGAGCGUCGAAAUGCCAUUUUCUUUGGAUUUUGAAGGUUACAGAUCACGGAUUCGGCCUGAGAAUAUUCUUCAACGAUGACAAAGUCCAUUAAGAGCACCGAUUUGAGCGGAUUUAUUCCGGGUCAAUUUUUGGCAGAUUGCAAAGGGGUACCAUCACAGAUUUUGGGCGAUUUUUUCGAAAUGCCAUUUUCUUUCGAUUCUAGAGGCUACAUAUCACGAAAUCAGACCGAGGCUAUUCUCCACUGAUAAUGAAGUCUAUUGAUCAUAUUCUCCACGGAUGAUAAGUCCAUUAAACACCGAUUUGGGCCAAUUUAUUUUCGGAUGGCAUUUUCAUAAUUUUGUGGGCGUCGAAUUGCCAUUUUCUUUGGAUUUUGAAGGCUACAGAUCACAGAUUCGGCCUGAGACUAUUCUUCAACGAUGACUAAGUCCAUUAUGCACCGAUUUGGGCGGAUUUAUUCCGUGUCAAUUUUUGGCAGAUUGCAAAGGGGUACCAUCACAGAUUUUGGGCGAUUUUUCCGAAAUGUCAUUUUCUUUCGAUUCUGGAGACUACAGAUCACGAAAUUAGGCCGAGGCUAUUCGCCACCGAUAAUGAAGUCUAUUGAUCCUAUUCUCCACGGAUGAUAAGUCCAUUAAACAUCGAUUUGGGCCAAUUUAUUUUCGGAUGACAUUUUCGUAAUUUUGUGGGCGUCGAAAUGCAAUUUUCUUUGGAUUUUGAAGGCUACAGAUCAUGGACUCGGCCUGAGACUAUUCUUCAACGAUGACUAAGUCCAUUAAGCAUCGAUUUGGGCGGAUUUAUUUCGGGUCAAUUUUUGGCAGAUUGCAAAGGGUACCAUCACAGAUUUUGGGCGAUUUUUCCGAAAUGCCAUUUUCUUUCGAUUCCAGAGGCUACAGAUCACGAAAUCAGGCCGAGGCUAUUCUCCACCGAUAAUGAAGUCUAUUGAUUCUAUUCUCCACGGAUGAUAAGUCCAUUAAACACCGAUUUGGGCCAAUUUAUUUUCGAAUGGCAUUUUCGUAAUUUUGUGGGCGUCGAAAUGCCAUUUUCUUUGGAUUUUGAAGGCUACGGAUCACAGAUUCGGCCUGAGACUAUUCUUCAACGAUAACUAAGUCCAUUAAAACACUAUUUGGGAUAAGAACCGAUGUUGUCGUAUCACUAGAAAAUGGUGGUAAACACGGACUCACUUGCCAAACUGGUUUGGAUUGAGAUUUUUAUCUGGUAUCAGGGAACCAUGUAAUUAUAAAUUAGACUUGAUCAA
This is a messenger RNA of Linum trigynum, 5498 nucleotides long. Lineage: Eukaryota; Viridiplantae; Streptophyta; Magnoliopsida; Malpighiales; Linaceae. The record is from the annotation of a GenBank genome assembly.